GCCCACCACUUGCUGAGGUGGACGGCCUUGCUAAGAACGAGAUCGUGGAUCACACCAUCGGCCUCCAAAAUGAGGAUGAAAUGAUCCAUGCUGGGCAAGGAGUCUACAUCAAUCAAGAAUCCUGGAUGGAGAUGCAGAAAGCGGAGAGCGACUCCAUGUUUUGUAAAAUCACGGCCUCUUCCAUUUGGCCAGUGGAAGUGCUUUUAGAGAAGUCAGUGACCGGCACCCUCUCCAACAAAGCAAAAGCAGCGGGGCAAGAAAAAGCAUUUGCCCCACUUACUCCGCACAAGGUGCAGGCUCUCUCAGGCUGCUUUUGGCUAUACCUAAGGGAGAGGGGGUACCGCCAGGCUGAAAGGGCAGCCCGGCACCAGAAGAUGCGCCGGUACCUGUCCGAAAAGCUGUCGGAUCUGAGGAGAAAUCGCUAAAAAGGCUCAUCCCUUUGCCCUGUCCUGCCCCAACGUAUGGUCCCGCCACGGACUGCUCAUGCUGCUGCAGGUCUGCCAUCGCUUGCACUCGAUGCAGCCUUUUCACCGUUU
This is a messenger RNA of Ixodes scapularis (black-legged tick), 536 nucleotides long. RefSeq names its product BEN domain-containing protein 5-like. Gene Ontology annotation, molecular function: DNA binding. The transcript has 5 exons. The coding region runs from base 81 to 425 and encodes 114 amino acids. Gene Ontology annotation, biological process: negative regulation of DNA-templated transcription. The record is from RefSeq and is a predicted model, not a curated record. NCBI's taxonomy places the organism in Eukaryota, Metazoa, Arthropoda, Arachnida, Ixodida, Ixodidae.